Messenger RNA from Helianthus annuus (common sunflower), 3582 nucleotides. RefSeq lists its product as uncharacterized. Gene Ontology annotation, biological process: DNA repair; telomere maintenance. The transcript has 6 exons. The coding region runs from base 1 to 3582 and encodes 1193 amino acids. Gene Ontology annotation, molecular function: DNA helicase activity. The record is from RefSeq and is a predicted model, not a curated record. NCBI's taxonomy places the organism in Eukaryota, Viridiplantae, Streptophyta, Magnoliopsida, Asterales, Asteraceae.
AUGAACAUUUCAGCAUUACUUGCUGCUCAUAGAAGAAAAAUGCGGAAGACAAUUCUUGAUAAUAGGCGAACAAAGUCAAAUAAAAGAAGAAGUGCACCAAGUGGUAGAGGAUCCUCUAAAAUUGUUAACAAAUCUCAGUUAACCGACGAAGAAAAUUAUAAUCCUAAUCUUCCUUCGUCAUCUAAUAGUUUUCAGACAGUGCGUAACUUUACAUCUUUAACAACGUCAACACCCUUAAGUGGCAUAACAACUGGUGCUAUUACUUUUAAUAACCAAUCAACCCAUACGCCUAGCAGUUCUCAGUUUUCUAUUGUUUCAAACAUUGUAACACAAAACAGUAACAACAUUCUUCGAUCUUCUUCUACGUUGACUAAGCUUAAAUCUGGUAAACAAAAGGUUUUACCUAAGAAACGUAUUAUCGAACCUAUUCCAAUGGUAGAUCUUACUUCUGAUGACGACAAUGAAAAUUUACAUUCCAUUGAAGACCCUUAUAAAGGUGUAUCCACAGAUUAUUUGGAUCACGGUAAUCAAAUCCUUAGAUGCGAGAUGUGUCAUUCAUUAUUAUGGUCUGACGAAGGUGGUAAAGGUCGAAUUACAUUGGGUAAGUUAACUUAUAGUUUAUGUUGUGGUUAUGGCAAAGUGGAGCUUCCAGAUUUGAAAGAACCUACUUCAGUAUACAAGGAUCUAUUUGGAAAUUCUAAUGAAAAAAGUAAGUACUUUUUAAAGAAUAUCCGACGAUACAAUUCUAUGUUCUCCUUUACAUCAAUGGGUGGAAAGGUAGAUUCGAGUAUCAACAGUGGUAAGGCACCAUAUGUAUUUCGUAUUAGUGGACAGAAUUUCCACACAUUAGGUGGUUUGGUACCUGCACCUGGUAAAGAUCCAAAGUUCUCCCAGCUUUAUAUUUACGAUACUGAUAAUGAAGUUUCAAAUCGGAAAAGGUUGUUCAGUGAAUCUACAAAUAAGUCGGAUUCUCAUUUAAAGCAAUUAGAUAUUCAGCUCAUAAAGUUUUUAAAAGACUUCCUGGAUCAUAAUAAUGAGUUGGUUAAAAGUUAUAGAAUUGCAAGAAACCACUUCAAUGAGAAUCCUAAUGAAAAUUUCAAGCUUCGUCUCAUUUACAAAAGAGAUCUUGACGGUCGUACUUACAACUUGCCCUCAACUUCAGAAGUUGCUGCAUUGAUAGUUGGUGAUCUACAUAAAAUAAUUGAUCAUCGUGAUAUUGUUGUUGAGUCUCAUACUGAAGGUCUUCAACGAAUCAGUGAACUUCAUCCAUCAUAUCUAGCACUUCAGUAUCCAAUCCUUUUUCCUAAUGGUGAUGAUGGAUAUAGAAUAGACAUUCCUCAUAGGGAUGGUAUACGUACGUUAAAGAAAAUUCGACCCAAGUGUACAAUGAGAGAAUUCUUUGCUUAUAGAAUUCAAGAUCGAUCAUCUGCCUUUUCUAUAAUUUUAAAAGCUCGGAGAUUGUUUCAACAAUUUUUGGUAGAUGCAUAUACCAUGAUUGAGAGUGAAAGGCUUAAUUAUAUUCGUUUUCAACAGAAACAUCUAAGGUCUGAAACAUAUUCAAAUCUUCAAAACCUGAAAAACGAAGGAAAAGAUGAUCUAUCAAAUACUGGUAUACGUGUUUUAUUACCAUCUUCUUUUACCGGCGGAUCACGCUAUAUGCAACAAAACUAUUUAGAUGCUAUGGCUAUAUGUAAAUGGUUUGGAUAUCCCGAUUUUUUUAUUACCGUUACAUGUAAUCCGAAGUGGCCAGAGAUUAAACGAUACUUGAGAAAUACUUCAAUUAAGCCUGAAGACAGGCCAGACAUUUUGUGUAGAUUGUUUAAAAUAAAGCUCGAUUCACUUACAAAGGAUCUAAAGGACAAAAAAGUAUUUGGAGAAUUAAGUGCAGCCGUUUAUACUGUGGAGUUUCAAAAACGUGGAUUGCCUCAUGCUCACAUUUGCAUUUUUUUGAAACCGGAAUCCAAAAUUUUGUCCGUUGAUCAUCUUGACAAGUUCAUUUCUGCUGAGAUACCUGAUAAGAGAGAAGAUCCAAGCCUAUAUGCACUUGUGACUGAUUUCAUGAUUCAUGGUCCAUGUGGAAAUGCAAAUCCGAGUUGUCCUUGUAUGGUUGAUAGUAGAUGUUCAAAAAACUAUCCCAAAAAAUUCAACGCUGAGACCACCACUGAUGCUGACGGUUUCCCUGUAUAUAGAAGAAGAGACAAUGGAAACACUGUUACAAAGUCCAACGUUCAAUUAGACAACAGAAGUGUUGUUCCUUAUAGUCCGGUUCUUUUGAAAAGAUACCAAGCUCACAUUAAUGUUGAAUGGUGCAAUCAAGCUGGUUCUAUUAAAUAUUUGUUCAAGUACAUUAAUAAAGGCGCAGAUAGAGCUUCCCUUGUAGUGUCAAACCGAGACGGUACAGAAAAUGAACAAACAACAAAGGAUGAGAUCAAAGCGUAUUAUGAUUGUAGGUACGUUUCGGCCUGUGAAGCUUCUUGGAGGAUAUUUGCAAAUGAGGUUCACUUUAGGUUUCCUCCGGUCAUGAGACUUCCUUUUCAUCUUGAAGGUCAACAAAAUGUUGUAUUUGGUGCCGAGGACGAUAUACAAGAAGUUUUGGAUAAGCCAUCAGUUUCUUCUUCGAUUUUUCUAAAGUGGUUUGAGAUGAACAGAAACGAUGAAAAUGCACGGAAACUUACCUAUGUUGAGUUUCCUACUAAAUUCUGUUGGAAGUUAACAGAUAGAGUAUGGAAACCACGUAAAAGAAAGCUGUUACAGAUCGGACGGAUUCAUUCUGUUUCCCCUGCUGUGGGUGAACCGUAUUUUCUUAGAAUUCUCCUAAACAAAGUCAAAGGACCCAAGUCGUUUGAAGAUAUUAGAACUGUUGAUGGUCAGGUGUUUCCAACUUUCAGGGACGCGUGUUAUGCUAUGGGUUUGUUAGAUGAUGACAUGGAGUACAUUGAAGCAAUUAAGGAAGCAAAUUUUGCGGGUGAUGGUCGUUAUACCCGUGCACUUUUUGUUACUUUGUUGUUGUCAACUACAUUGUCAAGACCUGAAUAUGUAUUUGAACAAACAUGGAAAUUAUUGGGCGAUGACAUAUUAUACAAUAGAAGAAGAUCAACAAAAAACAAAGAACUUGUAAUGUCUGAUGAGAGGUUGAAGAAUCAGACAUUGGUUGAAAUUGAAAAGUACCUGAUUCGAAAUGGUUCCUCUUUGACACGAUGGCCGACAAUUCCUUAUCCUGAUUACGAUUCCUUUGCUGCUGGAAACAAUCGUUUGGUUGACGAAGAAUUAUCUUUUGAUAUUCCGCAGCUUCAGAGUGAGCUACAUACUCUUAUAUCUUCAUUGACUGACGAACAAAUGUGCAUUUAUACUCAAAUUAUGAAAGCAGUUGAAGAUGGAAAAGGAGGUGUAUUUUUUGUAUAUGGAUAUGGUGGAACAGGUAAGACAUUUCUCUGGAAAACUUUAGCUUUAUCCGUUAGGUCUAGAGAACAGAUCGUUCUAAAUGUUGCUUCGAGUGGUAUUGCUUCUUUGCUAAUGUCAAGAGGUAGAACGGCACAUUCUCGAUUUCACAUUCCCAUAAAUUUAGACGAGAGUUCGAUGUGA